Molecule: messenger RNA, 3809 nt
Organism: Clarias gariepinus (North African catfish)
Lineage: Eukaryota; Metazoa; Chordata; Actinopteri; Siluriformes; Clariidae
Exons: 5
Coding region: 269-2404 (711 amino acids)
Biological process (GO): lipoprotein metabolic process; lipid transport
Cellular component (GO): extracellular region; membrane
Molecular function (GO): lipid binding
Source: RefSeq, a predicted model, not a curated record
CUUAAACGGUCAUAUCUUUUGUUAUUAUAGAUUUACCCUAAUUUAUCUUAAGACCGUGAGAGGAAAAUGAUUCGAUCGAAUCAUGAAUCAUUGUAAAUCUCAUGACACUCAGGAAAGAAUCAUUUGGAAAGAACUGAAAGUUCAUCAGUUUUAGUUUAACAGCUGUGAAAUCAAGUGUGUUAUCAGUGACGAGAAGUCGGGGCAUUGUUCUUUCUCUUCUUUCUCUUCUUUUUUCAACACUUCUACAAAAGUUACAGUUCUGAUUCAGAUGGCAUCCAAAAACAGAGAUAAACUCCAGGAGCCUCUGUGCAGGUACAUCUCAGACACUCUCAAACUCAUUGAAACUGUAAAGGAGUUCUGUGACAAAGAAGCAGAAUGGACCACAAAGAGACAGUUCGAGCUCAAAAAAAUAAAGAACAUCAAGGACAAGAUCGAAAACAAGAACCAGACAUGGGGCCAGAAGAUAUGGAACCAUCUGAAAAAAGAUUCUAGAAGGCAGGAGCUGGAGAAGGAGCUAGGAGAGGUUCUGAAGAACACUUUAGAAGGCCUGGAGAAACUCCAUCACUUUCUGGAUGCAGUGGAGAAGCUAUCAGUCACCUCAGUGCAUGUCUUUAUAGAUGGAAAUGCAAAUUUCAUGCCAGAGGAAGUGAGUUCCAUGUCCGUAAAGUUAGUGAUCUCUGCAGCCAGAAUUGUGUCUCCACUCCUUAUCCACUUCAAGAGAGAUCCAGGAAAUUUCUUUUUGCCAAACCUCUUCAACAUUGAAGUUCUGAUCUUCCAGCUGGAAAAAUACAUACGUGUCACUCAGAAGAUCUGUAAGAAGAUGCAAGGAGAGAAAAUGCAAAAGCAGCUGCACAGGUACAUCUCAGACACUCUCAAACUAAUUGAAACUGUGAACGAGUUCUGUGACGGGGAAUCAAAAUGGACUAUGGAGAGACAGACUGAGAUCAAAAAGAUUAAAAACAUUAAGGACGAGGAUGAGAACAAAAACCAAACUUGGGAAAAAAAUAAACAGAGCUAUAUGGAAAAAGAUUCUAGAAGGCAGAAGCUGGAAAAAGAGCUAGGAGAAGUAUUAAAAAACACUUUAGAAGGCCUGGAGAAACUCCAGGGCUUUUUGGAUGCAGUAGAGAAGCUAUCUGUCACCUCACUGUUCGUCUUUGAAGAUGAAAAUAAGAGCUUCAUGCCAGAGGAAGUCAGUUCCAUGUCCGUAUGUUCCGUGAUCUUAGCAGCCAGAAUGGUGUCUCUACUCCUCAUCCACCACAUCAAAAGAUAUGAAGGAUCUUUCUUCAUGCCGAGCAUCAUCAACGUGGAAGCCCUGAUCUUCCAGCUAGAGAACUACAUCUCCGUUACUCAGCAGAUAUGCAAGAAGAUGGAGGAAAGAAGCAACAAUCGGAGAUCAUCAUUGGAAUUUAAUUUGAACAUGACUGAGAACCUGUAUGACCAUGUACUCCAGCUAAACAAAAUCAGAAUGGACGAGUCAUUCAGAAUGAAUUUCCUAUUUGAUAAAAAAGCACAGAACUUCAUUGAAUUAUUCAGUGAGCGUCACUCCAGGAUGGUUCAGUUCCUGUCUGAUUUAGAGGAAGCUGCAGUUCAGCUGGACAGGAUGAAGAAAGGUUCCAACAUCUCCACUGUGGCUGGAAGUUCAGUCGGUAUUGCAGGAGGUGUUUUGUCCAUCGUAGGAUUAGCUCUUGCUCCUGUUACUGCAGGUGUAUCUCUGGCUCUCACACUCACUGGUGUUGGUCUUGGAGUCACUAGUGGCGUUAACAGCCUUGUUACAGGCAUCACUGAAAUGGCAGUCAACAGUCACCAAGGAAAAAAGGCCAACAACACCUUUGUCAAUUUUAUGGAAGAUGUGCAGAUGAUACUGGAUUGUAUGGAAACAGUGGCCAGAACUGAGGGUCCUGUAGUAGGUCCUCAGGUUGUGACCACAGCAGUUGAAGUUGUGAAACUGGCAGCUCGUGUCGGAGCUUUAGGAAAAGGUAUUGAUGCUAUUGUGGAUGGAGCUUCAGCUGUAAAAGUUUUAGGAAGUGAAGAGGUGAUUGCAAAAGCAGUUAAUUUGGGACUUCAGGAAGCUCAAGCCAGUCGGAGCAUCCCAAAGCUGGCUGCAGAUCUUCCUGAUGUUGGCCAGGUGGCUAAAGGAACUCCCGUGGCUCUUUCACAGUCAGCCAGGGCAGGGUUCAUUGGCUUAAAUGCCUUCUUUAUUGGUCUAGAUGUGCUUUUCAUCUGUAAAAGUGGAAUGAGUCUCGCCAAAGGGAGCAAAAAUGAAGUGGCUCAACUCAUUUGCUCUAGAGCAGCUCUGUGGGAAUCAGAGGUGGAGGCUUGGGCGAAGAUCCAUAACCAUCUAUUUGAAGGGGUCUCAGGGUUUGACAAGAACUGGAAAACCCUAAAGCAACACUUCCACAUUUAAUAUACAGUGGAAUCUUGGAUUAUGAGCAAAAUUUGUUCCAUUAGGGGGGGCUCGUAUUUCAAAACACUGGUAAAUCAAAGCAAAUUGUCCAUAACAAAUAAUGGAAACUCAAAUUAUUCGUUCCACAGCCCAAAAAAAUCAAAACAUAAAAAUAAUUAAUACAAAAUAUAAAGUAAAAAUAAAACAAAAAAACCUGCACCUUACCUUUUAAAACAUGGAAAAAUAAAUCCUGACAGUGUUUCUGUUUAUGCGUGCAGGCGCUCUGUGUGUGUGUGUGUGUGUGGUUAGAGUAAGUGGAGACUCUUGCUUUCAGGCCCUCCUGUCUCCCCCUCCUCAUCUUACACAUUAAAACUUUCUCCUCUCCUUUAAACACACACAACAAACAAACACACACACACACACACACACACACACACACACACACAUUAACGGAAAGACUGUUGUUCUCUUCUAAAUUGUUAAAUCUUCUCUGCUUUUUUUAUGUUGUUUUUUAUGACAGCAUAACAACUCCUUAAUUCAUGCUUGUGUAAUGAUGAAUAUUUAAGCAUAUACCCAAAAUGUAUUCCACUUAAACAUUACAGAUUAAAACAAGGAGAGUACAGUGGACGUGCUGAGCUUUAGUCCAUUGUGAUGUGGACAAAAGGUCUAGGAAGGAAACAGGUUUAGUUAUUUUACAAAAUUUAAAUAUAUUCAGUAAAUUUAUAAAUUACACUUAAAUAUCAAAUCCAACUAUGAAGUCUGGUUUAAUUGGUACCAAUAAACAUUGUAUUUCUAUUUAUGUUUAUGUUUUGCUGGCGAAAUACAUUUUAGGCAGAGACGUCCACCCGGUCUUGUUAAAUCGUUUUAAGCUCCUCAAUUCUUUGAAUUCCCCCAUCAGCGAAACCGGUUUGAUAACUUCACACUUAUCUUGAAUGAAAGGUGAGAAGAGGGAUUACAGUAACUGGGGGUUUUGUGGGUGUCACCUCGGAGCGCGCUGUCGCGUUCUAUUCAGCGAAUAGUCUAAAACAAAAUUAUGUUUGCUUCAGCAUUGGAAACAAUAUUGUAUUAGGCUAACUUUAUUAAAGAUUAUACACUUUUGUAUUCUUUGUAUUCGUCUUUUUGCACACACACGCAGGCAUCUUUAAAUUUGAACAGAAAAUAAUAGUGGGCUGGUAGGCACAUUAUUUUUCAUAUAACUUAAAUGGCUGAAUGAAGUUAAAUCUAGACAAUAAAUUAAUAAUUUAUAAUCAUUGAGCUUUUUCAUUUUAUAUACUACCAUGUCAUAUAUUUGUGUCUAAUACUGUUUUAUUUACAUUGUAAAUUACAUGCAGUUUGUAAUUUACUUGCAAUUGUACUUUUUAAAUGUAACCUACGUAUCCACAGUAUAAGCAUAUUUAACUACUUCAGCAGUGAUUAAGAAAUUUGG